UUUCAUAUAGUUUGUUGUGAAAAUAAAGGUGAAGUUGUGUUCUGAGGAAUAUAUUCUUUUUACAAAACUUUUUCUAAGCGAAAAGAAUGUUCGUUUGUAUGAAUACCUACUUGAGACUCUCUUCAGCAGAAAAGCCAUUCUCUCAUCAAACAGUUUCAUUACACAACUGUGCAACAUUUUCAUCCUUCCAAAGCAUCACGCCUUGAUAUCAUGAAGCCAAGAAAAUUCACAGUGAUAGAACUGGAAACAGACUAUUACGCUAUCCUGGGACUUGCCACCAAUGCGAGUUUUGAUGAAAUCAAGGCUGCUAGAAACGCGAAAGCCAUCGAAAACCACCCAGAUAUGUAUUCCGCAGACAUGUCUUCCGCAAUCGACGCGCAUCAUAAGAUGAUGCUCAUUAAUGAAGCGUUUGAGAUUUUGGGGAGUGUGGAGGACCGCCAGAAGUACGACAAAUUUCGUGCCUACAAUGGUGAAUUCACACCAAAUUCCUUCAAAUCGCAUGACAAUAGCAAGCAACACACGUCUCAACAAAACACAACUCGCGACGAACAUAAAGGAAGGACGGGAAGUUUCGGGGCCGAGUCAGGUACAAAUGAGGAUUGGAAACAUCCCCCACCGCCACCAACAGAUGGAUUAGGAACAGAUAGGUACGACUAUUUGGGGAGACAAAAUACAAACAUGUCUGAAGAGGAUGCGAUGCAAGCUAGGGCAACUGGUUUCGCGGCAUUCAAGGCAAAGGUUCUGGCGCAGAAGGCACUGGGGGAGGAAGAGAAGAUAUUGGAUGAAGGAGGUAGAUGGGCAUAUCAUGUUGGAGAGAUUUGAAGAGGCCAUUGUAUAACCCAUAGCCUUGAAGAUACCC
Messenger RNA from Botrytis deweyae, 859 nucleotides. RefSeq lists its product as uncharacterized. Gene Ontology annotation, cellular component: cytoplasm. The transcript has 2 exons. The coding region runs from base 211 to 822 and encodes 203 amino acids. The record is from RefSeq and is a predicted model, not a curated record. Gene Ontology annotation, biological process: protein refolding. Lineage: Eukaryota; Fungi; Ascomycota; Leotiomycetes; Helotiales; Sclerotiniaceae.